UUAUGAGUAGGUAAAUAAAUAUAUUCAAUACCGGAAGUUAUUUUCGCACGUGAACCACAUACAAAACCAGUCGGAAAACUGCACUGAAAAAAAAAGAGAAAAUUUGUAAUGAUGAGCAGCUUAACUUAGUACGUCUUUUAAGUCUAACAGAUUCUCUAUUCAUUCACCAAUUGGAAUGUUGACUCAAAGAAAAAGACUUUCAAGUGGUUUGACUGCCACUUCGAAAGUGUUUGUUAGAUCAAGAAACGGGACUGCCACCAAAAUCGUUAGAGAGCAUUACUUGAGAGAUGAUAUUCCAUGUUAUUCAAAAUUAUGUAACAAAUGUCAUGAUUUACUAAAACCUAAUGCUCAAGGUGAAUUACCGGUAUUUGUCCUUUCAGAAACUCCUUUGAAAAUUAAAGAGUUUGGUUCUCAUUAUAUUUUGUUAGAUACUAAUAUCAUUUUACAUGCUAUUGAUUUAUUAGAGAAUCCUGAUUGUUUUUAUGAUGUAAUAAUCCCCCAAACCGUCUUAGAUGAAGUGAAAAAUAGAUCAUUCCCAAUAUACCAAAGAAUCAGAGCUUUGGUCAAAGCCGACCAAAAAAGAUUUGUCGUUUUCCAUAAUGAAUUUAGUGAAUCGACAUAUGUGUCACGCCAUAAAGACGAAACUAUAAAUGAUCGUAAUGAUCGUGCUAUCAGAAGAUGUGCUGAGUGGUUUCAGAAGCAUCUUAACAAAGAUAACUCAAAUUCAAAGAUUAAUAUAAUAUUUUUAUGUAAUGAUAAAGAUAAUCGAAAUAAGGCUAUAAGUGAAGGCGUUAUUGCUAAAUCAUUGAAUGAGUAUAUUGAUGCCUUACCUAAUGCAGACGAUUUGAGGGACUUGGUUCCAACAGAAAAUGAAAGCUUUGAUAAAACCACUAGUUCCCGGGAAAUGUCAUAUCCUGAAUAUUAUUCCAAUUCAAGAAUCAUGGGUGGUAUUAAGAAUGGUACGUUAUAUCAAGGUAUUCUCAAUGUCUCCUCUUAUAAUUUCCUUGAGGCUAGUGUCCAAACUCAAGCCUUUAAGAAACCUUUAUUGAUUAUUGGAACUAAGAAUUUGAACCGUGCAUUCAAUGGUGAUUCUGUCAUUGUGGAAUUAUUACCUAAAGACAAAUGGAGAGAACCAUCGACCACAAUUAUUGAGGAAAGCAAUGUUGAUGUCGGUGAUAAUCCAGACGAAGAAGCAGACAACCAAGAAGGAGGUUCUGGAAUCAUUUCAGAUAAGGAACGUAGGGUAUUGGCUCAAGAAGCUUUGAAAGUCACUUCUGGUUCAGAAGAAAAUAUCCAGAAAAGAUUACAGCCAACUGCUAAGGUUGUUGGUAUAGUAAGAAGGUCUUGGAGAUACUAUGUUGGUCAAAUUGCACCAACAUCUGUAUCUUUGGAAAAUGACAGUGGUAAUGCUUCCAAGACUUGUUUUGUAAUUUUAAUGGACAAGUUACUUCCUAAGAUUAGAAUACGUACUAGAAAAGCAAAAGAGCUUUUGGGUCAAAGAAUUGUGGUUGCUGUUGAUUCAUGGCAAUCAACCUCUAGAUAUCCUCAAGGUCAUUUUGUUAGAUGUUUAGGUGAAAUUGAAAGUGCAGAAGCAGAAACUGAAGCUUUAUUAUUAGAACAUGACGUUGAAUAUAGACCAUUUGCUAAGAAUGUUUUAGAUUGUUUACCAUCUGAAGGUUCUGAAUGGAAAGUACCAGAAAACCUCAAUAAUGGUGAUCCUCAAUUAGCCAGACGUAAGGAUUUAAGAGAUAAAUUAGUUUGCUCUAUUGAUCCUCCUGGGUGUGUUGAUAUCGAUGAUGCUUUGCAUGCAAAACAAUUACCAAAUGGUAAUUAUGAAGUCGGUGUUCAUAUAGCAGAUGUCACCCAUUUCGUUAAACCAAAUACUGCUUUAGAUAAUGAAGGUGCUGCUAGAGGUACUUCGGUUUAUCUUGUCGAUAAAAGAAUUGAUAUGCUUCCAAUGUUAUUGGGUACCAAUUUGUGUUCAUUAAAACCUUAUGUUGAAAGAUUUGCAUUUAGUGUUAUAUGGGAAUUAGAUGAUAAUGCUAAUAUAGUUAAUGUUGAUUAUAUGAAAUCAAUAAUUAAAUCAAGAGAAGCAUUUUCUUAUGAACAAGCCCAAAUAAGAAUUGAUGAUGCUAAUCAAAAUGACGAAUUAACACAAUCAAUGAGAAUCUUAUUAAAAUUAUCGAAAAAAUUAAAGCAGAAAAGAUUGGAUGCUGGUGCUCUUAAUUUAGCAUCACCAGAAGUUAAAGUUCAUAUGGAUAGUGAAACUUCUGAUCCUGGUGAAGUUGAAAUCAAGAAAUUACUUGAGACUAAUUCCUUGGUUGAAGAGUUUAUGUUGUUUGCCAACAUAUCAGUUGCUAGAAAGAUUUAUGAUGCUUAUCCACAAACUGCAAUGUUAAGAAGACAUGCUGCACCACCAUCUACUAAUUUUGAAACUUUGAAUGAAAUGUUGAGAGUUCGUAAAUCUGGUAUGAAUAUAUCAUUAGAAUCUUCUAAAGCAUUAGCUGAUUCAUUAGAUCGUUGUAAUGAUCCAAAGGACCCAUAUUUUAAUACUUUAUUACGUAUUAUGUCCACUAGAUGUAUGAUGGCAGCUGAAUAUUUCCCAUCUGGAUCAUAUGGAUAUCCAGAUUUUAGACAUUAUGGUUUAGCGGUUGAUAUUUAUACUCAUUUCACUUCUCCAAUUAGAAGAUAUUGUGAUGUUGUUGCACAUAGACAAUUAGCUGGUGCUAUUGGAUAUGAAAAUUUAGAUUUAAGUCAUAGAGAUAAAAAUAAGAUGGAACUUAUUGUUAAAAACAUUAAUAAACGUCAUAGAAAUGCUCAAUUUGCCGGUAGAGCAAGUAUUGAAUAUUAUGUGGGACAAGUGAUGAGAAAUAAUGAAUCUGAACAAGAAGGUUACAUUAUAAAAUGUUUCAAUAACGGUAUAGUUGUUUUAGUACCAAAAUUUGGGGUUGAAGGUUUAAUCAAAUUAGACAUGUUGGGAGAUGCGGAUACUGCAUCAUAUAAUGAAGAUACUUUUGAAUUAACAUUUACUGAUUUUAGUGGGAAUAAUAGAAAAUUGGGAGUUUUCGAUAAAGUUAGUGUAUACGUUAAAUCGAUCAAGGAUGAAGUUUCUGGUAAGAGAAAAGCCCAAUUAAUUUUGAAAUAAGCAUUGUAUAAUAGAAAUUAUAAGUUUAAUUUACAGUAAGAGUUGAAAGCUCUUUUAAUGUUCUAUUGAAAAGUCUAUAAACAAAAGAAUUAAUGUAGUUAAGUUGAAAGAAAUAAGUUAAGUUGAGAAAUA
Hyphopichia burtonii NRRL Y-1933 is the source of this 3277-nucleotide messenger RNA. RefSeq names its product exosome catalytic subunit. Bases 176 to 3145 code for a protein of 989 amino acids. Lineage: Eukaryota; Fungi; Ascomycota; Pichiomycetes; Serinales; Debaryomycetaceae. Gene Ontology annotation, molecular function: 3'-5'-RNA exonuclease activity; RNA binding; endonuclease activity. The transcript has a single exon. Gene Ontology annotation, biological process: rRNA catabolic process. Gene Ontology annotation, cellular component: cytoplasmic exosome (RNase complex); nuclear exosome (RNase complex). The record is from RefSeq and is a predicted model, not a curated record.